AUGACUAGUGAAAAGGCUGAAAAACAAGUUGAUCAUACUGAGGAGGAGUUAUUAAAAAACUAUGGAUAUGGCUUUCGACAUGUUCAAAUGCUGUGCAUGGGGGUAUGCAUUAUGGUAUUAUUUAUGGUAAGGAGUAGCAUGGCAGUGGCGGUGCUUGCCAUGUGUGAUGCGAAACGGAAGAAUGAUACAAGUGCUGUCGUUUACGAUUGGGAUCCAAGAACAAAGAAUAUCAUAUUGUCAUCAUUCUUUUGGGGUUACACGAUCCUCCAAGUACCGGCCGGUAUAUUAGCAAAAAAAUUCGGUGGCAAGCUUAUUUUGUUAGUGUCAUUGAUAUCAAAUGGUGUUUUGUCUUUGCUCAUUCCAACAUUAGCUGCAGUGUUUGAAACCAUGGGUGUUCAAAUUGGUACAAUUCUAUCAAUGCCAUUAUCUGGUUUACUGGCAGAAACUGCAAUGGGAUGGAAGGCUAUAUUUUACUCUAUGUCUGGACUCUUAUUUGCUACUGCAAUAUUAUGGUACUUCUGCACAGCCAGCUCUCCUAAAGAACAUAAAUUUAUCUCAAAAGAAGAGAGAAUGUAUAUUGAAUCUCGACUUAAUGUACAGAAACCAGGGAGCAAUGUGCGGAUUCCGUGGAGGAUGAUAUUAACAUCAGGCCCACUGUUGGCCACUUUGUUACCACAUCUCGGUUUUGCGUCCGCUUUUAUGAUUAUCUUUGUAGACAUGCCCAUGUAUAUGGAAAGUGCUCUGGGCAUAUCUUUGAAAAAUAGUUCAUUUUUGUCUGCACUACCGUACGCGGGCAUGUGGGCUGCAAGUUUGAUCGCUGCGAUUGUAUCAGAGAAACUUUGUAAUAGAAAUAUUUUAUCUAGAAACGUGUGUAGAAAGACUUUCAAUUCUAUUGGUUUAUUCGGAGUGUCUUCUGGUCUGGUGAUAUUAUCAUUCCUGGGGAAGGAAUAUAGGAUGUUUGCUGUCAUAACUCUCAUUGGCGCAAUGACGUUAGGUGGAUUCACUACAGCUGGAUUUAUAAUUAACCAACUGGAUUUGUCACCGAACAAUGCAGGAAUAUUAAUGUCGGUAUCCAACUUCAUUUCCAACAUAAUAGCGGUGUCAAUGACUCUCGCGGCUAGCGCAAUUAUAGGAAAAGACUCUACAGAUGUAAGCCGAUGGCGUAUUAUUUUUCUAUCAAAUGCAGUUCUGUGUUCAGCCACUAAUGUGUACUACCUGAUAUUUGGUACUACCGAGCGGCAAAAGUGGGAUGAUCCUAAUUAUUUAGAUAAACAGAGAGCUACCUCAGAGGAAACUAAAGCUUUGACUAUGCAAGAUCAAAAAGAAGAUAUAUCUAAUAAGAUUAAAAUGUAA
This is a messenger RNA of Achroia grisella, 1353 nucleotides long. RefSeq names its product putative inorganic phosphate cotransporter. Bases 1 to 1353 code for a protein of 450 amino acids. Gene Ontology annotation, cellular component: plasma membrane. NCBI's taxonomy places the organism in Eukaryota, Metazoa, Arthropoda, Insecta, Lepidoptera, Pyralidae. The transcript has 11 exons. Gene Ontology annotation, biological process: transmembrane transport; monoatomic anion transport. The record is from RefSeq and is a predicted model, not a curated record. Gene Ontology annotation, molecular function: transmembrane transporter activity.